Molecule: messenger RNA, 1303 nt
Organism: Stegodyphus dumicola
Lineage: Eukaryota; Metazoa; Arthropoda; Arachnida; Araneae; Eresidae
Source: RefSeq, a predicted model, not a curated record
CACGUUCCUUUUCAUUUCGCUUACAAAGCUUUCAGAAACUUUUUUUUGCUUUGAACGUUUUGAGUUCGAAAAGCUAGAAUCAGAAUUAUGAAUUUUCUCGAUUUUCUCGAUUUUCUUGUUCAUUUAGGUCAUGUUCUUGGACUUCUGGGAGGAGAUGAUCCUACAGUGACAACUCCUUCGACAGUCACGACGUUUCAGGGUUCGUCAACUCCUUGGAUUAUAGAUACAACCACUUUAGCGAAAAUCCAAAGCACGGAAUACUCGUCUUCCAUUUCGCCGAAAUUCUUAUCUACUCUUUCAUCAAUUUCUCAAUAUGAAACAACGACUGCAUCGAAUGGACUUACAACUGGAACUGGAUCAGCAUCUCAGAAAACUGAAUCAGUAGCUACAGCAACUGGAUCAAGUGUGAGCGAAAUCUUUCCGUCUACGACCGGAUCGCAAGUGACUGGUAGUGAUUCCCAUCAUACUGGAACACAGACGACUGGCACUGGAAUCUCAAGCACUGUAACAGGAUCACGAAUUACUGUAUCCGAGUCCCAAGCAACUGUGACCGGUUCUGGUGUUACCGAAUCUGAAACAACAGGAAAAGGAUCGCAAGGAACUGUAACAGGAUCUAAAGCAACUAUAACAGGGUCACAGUCAACUCUAACCACAUCUCAAGCUACUGUAACUGGCUCUGGGGCCACCGGAUCUCAAGCAACUGUAACAGGAUCACACAGGACCGUAACCGGGUCCCAAGCAACUGUAACAGGAUCACACAGGACCAUAACUGGGUCCCAAACAACUGUAACAGGAUCACACAGGACCGUAACCGGGUCUCAAGCAACUGCAACCGGAUCUGAGGUCUCCGGAUCCGAAACAACAGUAACAGGAUCAAGCGUUGUAACUGCAUCUGACACAACAGUAACAGGAUCAGGAGAAACGGUAACCGGAUCUGAUGUCACUGGAUCUGAAGCAACUGUAACAGGCUCUCAUGAAACCGGAUCAACAGAUUCUUCCACUGAAGUUAAUCCUACAGAAACUCCAGGUUUAUCCCGUGGUGCAGUCGCCGGCAUUGUUAUAGGGAGCUUAUUAUUAGUGGCUAUUGUCGCAGCUGGUAUAGUGUUUAUUGUCAAGCAGAAGAAUGAUCCAGAACUUCAGAAGUUAACAGUCUAAAAUAUUUUAAAAACUUUUAGGAAAAAUAUUUGUCACCUUUAUAGAGGACAAUCUAGUCAAAUGAACGCAAUAUCAUUUACGUAAUAACAUGUAUUUUAUACUUCUCUGAAUGUAUACAUUUUGAAAAAUAUAUUAAGUUUUUUUUUAA